AUGCGGCCGUCCAUGCGCCGCUUCACGGGGUCGGCAUCUCCUGCUUGUGCGGGGCUGCAGCAGCCUCACCAGGAGGAGCCGCAACAGCAAGAAAAGCAAGAAAAGCAACAGCAACGGCAGCAGGAGCAACAGCAGCAGCAACAUCAGCAGCAGCAACAACAGCAGCAGCAAGGGCAACACCAGGACGGUUGCGCGGGUUCUUCCAGUGAGCGCAGAGAGGCUAGGGAAGCCAUUGGAUGGCGGGCGCGUGCUGCAGCAGCAGCCGCAGAGGACAGCAGCUGGUGGGGUAGCACAGACACAGCAGGAGAGCCGCUGGUGGUGCCGCCUUUGCUGCUACCUCUUCUACCUUCGAUUUUCUGUCUGCACGCCAGGCCUUGGCCACCCCCCCCAACAAAAAGGCGUCGUCUCCUCUCUCGCAGGCGGAGGGGCAUUGAUUGUUUUGCUUCCCCUGCAGUGGCUGCCCAGUGUCCGCCCUGGGGCAGUGGGUUUGCUUACAGGGAAGGGCAAGGGCAGCAAGCAGGACUCGCCAACACCGCUUCAGUUGGUGCAGACGCAGGCGCAGGGAACAUAGCCUCUCCUCACAUGACCCCUACGGCAGUAGUACCACAAGCAGCUUAUGUUGCUGCUGAAGAAGCAGCAAAAAAGGGAUCAGAGGAGAAGGGUGAGUUGAGAAAGGCAGCAACGAACGACGCUGCUGCUGGGGAGGGUGUGACCUCUUCUUCCUGUUUGCCGUACGGCUGCUGCCCCUCCUGGCUCAUCCCACACACAGACAAAACAGCAGAACCAGCACCUGCGGAUGGCUUGAUCAAGGGCUGCUACUGCAGCUCCUCUGCUGCCUCCCUGCAAAGGCGGACCCACGAAGUGUUACUCCGCAGACGGAGGGAAAGACAGAGCGAACCCACAUUUGGAAGCGCCACCGCCGCUGUUCCCGCUGCAGCAGCUCCUACCGCUGGUGCUUUUUGUGCCGCAGCCGCGGUACGGGACAUGGCAGCAACAGCGGCUGCGGCCACCUUGACAGGGCAGCAGAAACACGAACAGCAAACGCCGCUUCCAAGAUUUCGACGGCGGUCGUGGAGCGCUGAGGCCGCCCGCAGUGCUGCAGCACCCGCUGAAGCAACACCAGCAACGGCGAGCGCAGCAGCAGCAGCAGCCACAAUGGCGAGCGCAGCAGAAGAGGAGACGGCGCCUAGCCGGCAGUCGAGGUGUUGCCAGUGCGCAGUAGCAGCGAUGACAACACGUUCUGCUGCAGAACGACGUAGCGCGGCAGGAGAGCCCUUGCCAAUAGCAGCAGCAGGCGCUACAGCAGCAGCGGCUGAAGCAGCAACGGCUGCAGGGACAGAAGCAGGGCCAUGCGCCUCUUGUUCAGCGGGACGUGGUGGUUCGGUUCCUUCUCGUCCUCUAUCAUUUGAGGAGGCAGAUGCUCUGUCUGCAUCGGUCUCGCAGGCAGACGAGGGAUUGCAGAAGGGUGCAGAUGGCGAGGGCUUAGGCAAGGGCUCCCAGCUUGCAGGCCUAGGCAAGGGUGUAGAUGGGAAGGAUGUAGAGAAGCGUUUGCAGGGAAACAUCCCACGCAAGGGUUCAAUUAGUGAGGGCCUAGACAAGGGUUCGGGUAGGGGGUUGGACAGAGGAGGCGGAAAUGGUGGCGGCGGAGGUUGU
Eimeria acervulina is the source of this 1653-nucleotide messenger RNA. Its product is annotated as SET domain containing protein, putative. The annotation marks the transcript as partial. The transcript has a single exon. The record is from RefSeq and is a predicted model, not a curated record. Lineage: Eukaryota; Apicomplexa; Conoidasida; Eucoccidiorida; Eimeriidae.